UAUAUGUCUCGUGUAAUAUAAAAAUUCGAGACGUUCGAAAAAAUAUCCAACAUGGCGUGGCCGGCAACUGAAGUUUUAUCGAAGAUGAUUUCAUUCUUUAUUAUUACAUUAUUUGUCGAUAGAAUAAGAGGUUUUGAUUAUGACUAUGUUACAUGUGGAUCAAGUUUAAAGUUACUGAAUAAUUAUCACAAUGUUCGCCUUCAUUCCCAUGAUGUCAAGUACGGCUCUGGAAGUGGACAACAGUCAGUCACAGCUGUAGAUUCCUCAGAUGACCACAACAGUUACUGGCAGGUCCGUGGGAAAACUGGUAUCGGAUGUACGCGGGGACUGCCUGUUAAGUGUGGACAGACCGUGAGGCUGAUGCAUCUAAAUACACGACGUAACUUACACAGUCAUCACUUCCAGUCGCCACUGUCACAUAACCUUGAAGUGAGUGCCUUUGGAGAAGGUGGCGAGGGAGAUGAAGGAGACAACUGGGUAAUUGUAUGUCCAGGUCAGCACUGGAGUAGAAAGGAAAAAGUCAGGAUCAAGAAUGUUGUUACUGAAAAUUAUUUACAUGUCGCUGGGGACACCUAUGGACGUCCGAUUCAUGGACAAAGGGAGGUAAGCGGAUAUCCAUCACUAUCAGAACUCAACUACUGGCAGGCGAAGGAGGGAAUAUUUGUCAAACCAACAACAGAGGCUCCUUCUUCUACUGGCCAUGAUGAAUUAUAGGGGAUGACAGAAAAAAUGUUUUAUAUUAAAAAUCAAGGUGUUUGUCUCACAUGGACUCCGGAAUAAAAACUACUUCUUAGCUUAAACUUCAAGGAAAUAAAAUGAAAACUUAAGUAAUUCACAUAUUUCCUUCCAUUUUUGAAAUUUAGAAUUAAAUGUUAACAAAUAUAUUGAUGUUCGAUUACGGUUUGACUCAAGGGUAAAAAUGCACUUUUAUGAUUUUCUUUUAUUAAGUGCAACAUUUAAGAAAUUAUAAACAAACUACACAUCUGCUGUGAUAAUAUAUGUAGCCUGUAGUUUUCGUCCUUUUUUGCCCUGAAAUGAGAGGAUUGAUUCCUCAAUCAAUUUUACCCCAGUAAACGUUUUAACUCUGGUUCAUGGCUAUUAUCCAUGAUUUCCUACAGUCGAGCAUAGUUUGACAAUAACUUUCAACACUUUCAACAUUUAUUUAUAUUUGAUGCACAUUUGUCUUGUGAUGAGGUAAUCAAUUUAACAAAUUAAUUUUACGAUAACCUGUUUAAACUAUUUCUGAACAUAACAAGAUACUUAAAUUGAUAUCAACUUGUUUAUGAUCGAUCAAUAUUCAGUCAUGAAUCAUUUGAGAAAUACAAAAUGUGUAGUUGAUCCAUCAUAGAUUUUGAAGCAACAUUUAACUAUACAUGUACAUCACUCAUUUUGUAAUAUAGAACAUCAAUGGAAAAAGCUUGAAGAGAUAUAUUUUCCCUGUAGAAUUUACUGGAAUAUAUGUGUAUAUCUGAGUAUGAAAUACAUGCACAUGCAUAGAUGUUUUGUGUCCAUAUGGUGUUGAAGAAAUUGUUGUACUGUACAAAUGUAAUUCAUUAAGUUUGGAAUUUGGUUUCUUUGAGAUGUAUCUGAUAAUAAUUUGUUCAUUACACAUUUUGUAAUAUUGUAAAAAUAACAAAAAGUAGUAAAAUCCAACAAUUUAUGAAUUUGACGUAGAAACUACAAUAGACUGACAGAUUCGCAGAAGAAACUGCUAUAGACGGAUGUGUCCUCAAACAAAAGGAAGUAUGGUAAUCCUUGUCUGACUCGAAGUUCAUAACCAGAAACACAGAACUAAUAAUUCAGAGGUCUUUAAUUUUAGAUAAAUUACAAUUAUGGUGUUGUCGACAAGUUCUUGCUUGAUAAAAACAAAUAUGCUCAGAGAAUUCUGAUCAGCUAUUGACCUCUAUUGUGUUUAUUGCACAACUUGGUUGAUUAUGAUUUUUUUUCCAUGUUUAUUGUCCUUGGAAUGAAAGCCAUUUGUUUUUCCAACUAUGUCCUGUAGCUAUAUGUCGGAUGUUACUCUAAACAGUACACAUCAUGGUCCAGUGAUAUGUAUGUUUCUCUUUGUCCCAGACUGUAUGGCCAAGUCUUGUAUGGUACAAAUAUUGUUCAGAAGAAAAUAUAUUUUGCAAUUUACAUUAUUGGAGAGAAAGGAGAGUGUAUAGUCAUGCCAGUAUGAUGUUCACACUUUGUAUCAUUUGAAACAAUCCUACUUUUGUUGGAUUACUUAAUUGAAUAGUGAUGCCUAUGGUAUAUAAAUAUGUGUUUAUUUUAUGUAAAGGGGGGUAGCUCUUGUGUGCUUUACACAUAUUCUUCACUUUAGGAAUUUGUUACAGAAGGGAGUAUCUUAAGAGAUUUGAUUAAUUGUAUGAAUUUACUUUUGAUUUGAAAUGUAACACACAUUAGCCUGUGGACUUUUUAUGAUGUGUGCACAGCUGUACACACAUCAUAAAUUAUUUACAUGAAGUCUCUUACACAAACUUACGGUUGAGUUAGUGACUGAGUGUGUGGUUGGGAGACAUAUGUUAUGAGAGGGAAAUACUAUUUGGUAAAAACAUUCAACAUAUAUCAUGUCUUUUAUCAUAGAUGAACUUUUUGUACAAUAAGUUAUAUUUAUCUUGAAUAAAUAUGGCAAAAAUCA
Pecten maximus is the source of this 2641-nucleotide messenger RNA. RefSeq names its product stromal cell-derived factor 2-like. NCBI's taxonomy places the organism in Eukaryota, Metazoa, Mollusca, Bivalvia, Pectinida, Pectinidae. The record is from RefSeq and is a predicted model, not a curated record. The coding region runs from base 52 to 714 and encodes 220 amino acids. The transcript is spliced from 6 exons.